GAGUUCAUAAUUUCUUCCCUCUCUUUUUAGCUCGAUGAGAUUGUCAGCUAACCUGCAACUUAGCUUCUAGAACGCGUGUGUAUACGCGUUGAAUGUUGAGUAUACACAGAUGUAUUCGUAAAUGCAUAGUAGAGACGCGCGCGCGUGUCUGCAUGUAUCUGGAGUGCACGGUAUAAGCAACAAGAGCGUUAACCAAAGUAGACACGUUGGUAGUAGUUGGGCUGCUGUAUCGUCGUCGCUAGCACGAUUGAUAUUUUCGGAAGCUUAUUUUUUCCUCAUCUUCGUAACCCCUUUUUACACACGUUGAAAUUCGGGAUUGGGAAAAUCCGUGACGCUCUUCAUCUUUUCGGUAAACAGGGUCGUCAAAAAAUAUCGAGUUCAUUGACAAUAUUGCGGGCGUAUAAUUUUUAUAAACAAGGGUUAGGCUGAAAAUUAACCCCUUGUGACAGCGAGUGUUGAAAAGAAAGUUAUUAUAUCUAUAUCUACAUAAAACAAGUGAGGGAUCAGGACAGUGAAUCUUACAAAAAUGAAUAACGCUUCGAGAGUUAUUGAUUUUGAAACCCUAGCGAAGGAUGACCAGGAAUUGAUAGAGGAAAGUAUGAAAGCUCGUGAAUUGGCGUACGCUCCAUACAGCAAAUUCAAAGUAGGUGCAGCAUUGCGAUGCACCGACAAAACGAUAGCACGUGGUUGUAACGUCGAGAACGCAUCGUACGCGAUUUCCACGUGUGCUGAAAGAGCAGCAUUGUGUCGUGCAAUUUCAGACGGCAAAACAAAAUUCACGAAAAUUGCAGUCACAGCAGACAAGUACAACGGAGUGUUAUCUUCCCCUUGCGGUAUGUGCAGACAAGCUCUCGCCGAAUUUGGCGACAUGAUCAUCUAUCUCGUUGCGUCGGACUUGACAGAGAUUUCACAAACCUCGGUAGGUGAAUUAUUGCCAAUGGGAUUUGGUUUCAAUAACUGUAAUUCAUCGCAAAAAAAGUAAGCGUUUAUCAUCAUGUUUUUUCGUCGUUUCCAUUCUUGUCCUGCGUUCGUGAAUCAUUUUUAUUUAACUGUUAUUUUUCAACAUGAUUCAAUAUCGAUAACACAAAUCAUUUUUUUUUCACUCGCCCUUUUAAUUACGAACUGUCUAGUCGUCCGGUUACCGUGUUUUUAACAUUAGGCUAUUCGUCUGGAUUACAAAUUCCAUAAUCAUGUUUACUUCAUCUUGUGACACUGGUUUUUAACGGAUUUAUUUCUCGCUACAGUGAACAAUUUCUAUGAAUAUUUGCUUGUCAAUAAACCCGAAAAUGUGUCAUUAUUUCGGACAACUAUUUUUACUAAUCCGGUUACAUUAUUUUCUGUUUUCGCAAUGAUUUCAUUGCGAACGAACAAAACGAAUGUCCGGACUUCAGACGAAUAACAUAACCUUAUUCAUACGGUUUUCGAACGACUUGACACAGCCAUUAGGAUUAUGCCUAUUCGCAUCUUUCACUCCACGAUGGAAUUUACACGUAUAUGGUUAAGUAACGCCAAAAAAAAUGAAUAAAAGGAUUCAAUGAAAACAAAUGUACAGAUUAUAUCGCACGUGUUACGUACUAAAUGAAACAGAAAAAAUAUCACACAUGUGUACAAUAAAAAAAGUGUAUAUAUACAUAUAUUUAUAUAUAAGCUUUAUUUAUAGUUGUAAUAUAUUAACAAGUCUUCCCGACAGAUCACUUACUCGCCGUUUGAAUGAAAAACUUUUUACUACAUUUGUCCCCUCGAAAAGUUAUUGUAUACAAUCGUUGAAAUCAAUGAAGAAAAAAUACAUAUAUAUGAAAUAUUUUUCUCCGUACCAUUUACACGAAAGAAAAAUUGGGGUGCGAAACACAGCAGGUUUUAUGUUCAAAAAAUUACAACGAAGAUCGUUGAGAGGACUCGUGUUACGAAUAAUUUAGCUUAAACAAUAAAAUAGCAUUUUACAAGAAAUAAGUUAGUUAGAGAACCAGCAGGCUUGACGAUAUAUCGGAAGCUAUGCAUUUUCAUUUGGGCCUCUUUUCUGUAAUUCUUUAGAAAUUCUUUGAUCCCCAUGUUUAUUAGCAAUCGCAGAGAACAAAGUUUUUCAUUUGCACACCGGGCCUCAUCCCAAUGACCAAGCGUAACUGGUAUUCUGAUUUUCCAUUUGUUAUUUAUAUUUAUAUGCUUACAUAAUAUAUAUCCGAUUGUGGACUCAUUUACAUUUUUCAUUGAAUGUCUCAUCAUCACAAAAAAACAUUAUAUACAAACGAUAUAAGUAACAAUAAAUAUAUACACUAUCUGCAGAUAUGAUAAUGGCAAUGUCAUGUUUUUCAUUGUACAAUUAAACGAUGGGAAAGUAAUAAUAAUAAUAAUAAUAAUAAUAACAGAAUAAAUAAAGGACGAUUUGACGGAAAGGCAAUGUUAUAAAUAGCGUUAAUUUCCUCAACCAAGGAACGUUUUUCUCUGUAAUUCUUCGUUCAUUUUUAUCUUUCGUUAACGCGAAAUUUAUUUGACCAUGUACUUACGAGCUGUAAUUCACGUCUAUUAAGUGUUUAUUUUUAUCACUCGAUUUUGUAUCGCGUUCGUAAAAAUACUGGCAAAAAGCAGCAAUUUGGCUUUUUCUUUCUUCUAAGGAGGCUCGGUCCUUCUAACAUGAUUAAGAAAUGAAAAAUAUUUUUAGUUUCAGUUCUUUUUGGACAGUUUCCGGUAAUAACCUCUACUCGUUGUUGUGAACGAUGAAUCUUUCGAAACGUAAUUCUUAUCGACGUAGACUCGAAUUCGCGAAACCGUUUGCAAUUGUUGCACCGUCAUUCUGACGCGAAAUGAAAUGUACAAUUGCUCCUCCACUACGCUUUUUGACGGACGAUAGAAUAACGUUGAUUGUGAAAAUCUAGAAAAAACAUGAUUUCGUUUGCACCAUGCAAUUUGUUAAUAGUUUUUGUUUCUCUUUAAAACGAAAGAAAUAUUAUGGGGAUCCCGAGAACGAACCUCCUUGAGCAAUUUUUUCGUAUCUAUUUUCCGUAUCAAGUUUCGACUAACGCUUGUGCUUUUUUUUUAUCUUACCCAAGUAUAUUCUUGCUUCUCCUCUUCACCAGAAUGGACACCUGAAAGAAUGAUCGAAAAUUCGUUUUAUAUUUUGAAGUGAUGAAAGUAUUUCUGAAAUCGUUUUCCACAUGCUCGGAAAUGUGUGGAGGAAAAGUGUCAAUCUCUGCUUUUAUUUUCCUCAAUAAAUGAUAGUCACAACAAAA
Messenger RNA from Venturia canescens, 3224 nucleotides. Its product is annotated as cytidine deaminase-like. The record is from RefSeq and is a predicted model, not a curated record. Gene Ontology annotation, molecular function: zinc ion binding; cytidine deaminase activity. Gene Ontology annotation, cellular component: cytosol. The transcript is spliced from 2 exons. NCBI's taxonomy places the organism in Eukaryota, Metazoa, Arthropoda, Insecta, Hymenoptera, Ichneumonidae. The coding region runs from base 527 to 982 and encodes 151 amino acids.